AUGUGUUCUGGUAUGAACACGAAAAAAACACAUCGUGUGCCAUGGAGUGGUGGUAUCCCACCAUGUAAAGGCGAAGAACCAUAUACCGAGGAAUUUGGCCCAGCAAUUUGCAUGUGGACCCCUGAUGAUUGGGCUUUUGAUCCAUCCUUUACUGAUUUCGAGGUGGAAGACUUAUAUUUCGAGAGAUUCGACAGACAUGAUAUUGAGAUACUCGAACAGCUUGCAGUAGGGCUGGAUGAAGAUGGCGAGAUAAUAAGAGUGGGCAUUUGGGGCAACAACGAGACGCAAAAACGGCUCGGACAGAAAUACGGUUGGUUCGAAACAUAUGCUCAUGUCGACAAGAUAGCUAGUGGGGAAAGUGGCUGGGAGGAUUUCGAAGUAUACUUCACCCAUCUCGAGGGCUUGGACUUGCGUUGUAGAACACCCAUGGGUUUUCACCCAGUGAGAAAUGAUGGCGAACUUCCAGAAUUUUGCCUCGAAGACUGGAUCUUUAUUUGGGAUUGUUCUCCUAUCGAUCCUGAUGAGAUUGAUACUGGAGCUUGGGAUACACGAGAGAACUUCCCUGCGCAUUUACAGGGCACUUCAGAGCCAUCCCAGUCGAAACCCAAUCUAUACACACGUCCCAAGGCAAGAUCAACAUGGAAUACCGAACUAGGAACCGUACUUCUAGCACCCGCUCCCGACACCCAACUCCUCGGCUUCUCAACCACCAAACUCCAAAUAUCCUCGCACGCCCAACAAACUCUCAAAAGCAACCGCUACCAUGAGCUCUGCAACCUCGAACAACAGUCCCAAGCUCGCAUUCUCAUAUUCGAUCCAUACCGUGCUCAGGAUGGAAGAGUUUCAGACACCGCGUUGGUCUUCAUUCAAGGCUCGCCAUAUGCUCGACAUCAAGCGGUUAAACUUCUUACUGCUUUUCAAGAUAAUUUGGAGAAGGGAUUGAUGGAUUCGAAUGUCAAUUUUAGGUUUUUGGGGCCGGGUCGCUCGAGGGGGAGAAAGGGGAAUGGUUUGAAGAAGAUGAAGUGA
Messenger RNA from Botrytis sinoallii, 1026 nucleotides. RefSeq lists its product as uncharacterized. Bases 1 to 1026 code for a protein of 341 amino acids. The transcript is spliced from 3 exons. The record is from RefSeq and is a predicted model, not a curated record. NCBI's taxonomy places the organism in Eukaryota, Fungi, Ascomycota, Leotiomycetes, Helotiales, Sclerotiniaceae.